GCCGAGCGACUUCCGGUGCGGCGGCGCAAAGCGGGGCUGACGCCGGAGGCCAGCCGGACGGCGGUCCGUGAUGCCGUACGCCAAUCAGCCCACUGUGCGGAUCACGGAGCUCACCGACGAGAAUGUCAAGUUUAUCAUCGAGAAUACGGAUCUGGCGGUGGCCAAUUCUAUUCGGAGGGUCUUCAUCGCUGAGGUGCCCAUAAUAGCUAUUGACUGGGUUCAAAUUGAUGCCAAUUCCUCAGUCCUUCACGAUGAGUUCAUCGCUCACAGGCUUGGAUUAAUCCCGCUCACUAGCGAUGACAUCGUGGACAAGCUGCAGUACUCCCGGGACUGCACGUGUGAGGAGUUCUGCCCUGAGUGCUCGGUAGAGUUCACCCUAGACGUGCGGUGCAACGAAGACCAGACCCGGCACGUCACGUCUCGAGACCUCAUCUCCAACAGCCCCCGGGUCAUCCCGGUGACCUCCCGGAACCGAGAUAACGACCCCAAUGACUACGUGGAACAGGAUGACAUCCUGAUCGUCAAGCUGAGAAAGGGCCAGGAGCUGAGACUUCGAGCCUAUGCCAAAAAGGGCUUUGGCAAGGAGCAUGCCAAGUGGAACCCAACUGCAGGGGUGGCUUUUGAGUAUGAUCCCGACAAUGCCCUGAGGCACACAGUAUACCCCAAGCCAGAGGAAUGGCCGAAGAGUGAGUACUCAGAGUUGGAUGAGGACGAGUCACAGGCUCCCUACGACCCCAAUGGCAAGCCAGAGAGGUUCUACUACAAUGUGGAGUCCUGUGGCUCUCUGCGCCCCGAAACCAUUGUCCUCUCUGCCCUCUCUGGACUGAAGAAGAAACUGAGCGAUUUGCAGACCCAGUUAAGCCACGAGAUCCAGAGCGACGUCCUCACCAUAAACUAGCUGCGGCUCGUCGGUUUCAGCAGAAAGGGGCUCCGAGCCAGCAGCUGGUUUCAGGUCUCUCCUGAGACUCUUCUAGCUUCUGCGGUCUAGAUGGCUAUUGCUCAAGCUUCUUGGCAGGCCGUCAGUACCAGCUAGAAAGGCAGCAGUGGGGAAGGGUGGGUCCAUCCCUACCUUCCUCCGUCACAGGCUGUCAGGGGUGCCACUAGUAUUCGAGGCAGGCCGUCUCUUCCUGAACAUUCAGCAUCCCUGGCCCUGCCUGCUGAUGGCCAGCAGCACUCGCAGAACCCAGAACAUCCCUCCCACCCUGUUUCCUAAUCUGCCUGUGGGGCCGAACUCCUUCCCUGCUGAGAACCGCUGAGCUGGACUCUCUCUUUCGGUUAUUUCAGCUCUUUACUUUGUCCAAAAGUUGGACUUUUCAGUUACGCGUUAGGUUUCCCAUGUUAGGAUUGAGUGCUAGAACCCUCAUUCAGGCUGCCUACAAACCCAGUCCCUCCCAGGGCCAGCCUACUGGCACUUCAAACUCCCGUGUCCCUAAUUUGAGAACCCUUUGAGAACAGUGUUAGAUCCUGGCACCCCUGGCUCCAAUAAACCCUGUGUUUCAUUCUCUACCCAUCAGUUACAACUUCACGGCCAAUGGCCUGAUGAUUUAGUUUGGGGGAGGGAAGCGGGUGGGCAAGGGCUUUAAUGAAGGUCUGGCCUUGACCCUUAAGUCCUAUAGGUAAGAACAUACCCAAAGCAGUGAAUUAGGCAGCCUGGCAGGAGGAGCCUGGAGAAAACCAGGGCCCCAGUGCAGAAAGGAAGAGAGAUUUAUUGAUUGACAAUAGUCGUCUUUUUAAAAGUUUUUAUUUUUGGCAAUAAAGAGCACAACAUAA
Messenger RNA from Pteropus alecto (black flying fox), 1770 nucleotides. It is a transcript of the gene POLR2C, whose product is annotated as RNA polymerase II subunit C. Gene Ontology annotation, cellular component: RNA polymerase II, core complex. Gene Ontology annotation, biological process: DNA-templated transcription. The record is from RefSeq and is a predicted model, not a curated record. The coding region runs from base 71 to 898 and encodes 275 amino acids. Lineage: Eukaryota; Metazoa; Chordata; Mammalia; Chiroptera; Pteropodidae. The transcript is spliced from 9 exons. Gene Ontology annotation, molecular function: DNA-directed RNA polymerase activity; protein dimerization activity; DNA binding.